UUCAAUCUCUGCCCAUCACGGGAAGAGUACGGCGCUGGUGUCGAGAACAUGGUUGCGUGCCCAACUUGUGGUGAAUUUACUAUCGUUUGCUGCCAACACCCUAACAAAAAGAUGCCACCGCCACCGCCUCAUCAUGGUCGAUGGAGCAUGCGCGGACAACGGAACUCCACAAGCUCGGGCUGGAAUGGGCGCAAUCUGGGGUAAUGACGAGGAGUCAUGCUACAGCAGGGAGAUAUCGGAAGAGAAUGAUGCUGGCCAAAAGCGGUCCAACCAGCGAGCCGAAGUUCUUGCAGCUAUCCACGGUCUGACGGCAUUUAGUGAAUGGACUACUAACGAACCCUCGCCGAAAUGGAUUGUCGCAAGCGACUCGCAGUACAUGGUCAAGGGCAUUACCGAGUGGCUGCCGAGGUGGAAGGACAACGGUUUCAAGACAAGCCAGGGACAGACGCCUGCCAAUCUCGAUUUGUUUCUUGCGUUGGACGACAAGAUCAGUGACUUGGAGGCACGCUUUGACUGCGAGGUGGGCUUCUGGUCCAUCCUCCGCAAGUAUAAUUCGAGAGCUGAUGCUCUUGCUCGUCAAGCAUCCUUACUUGCGGAGCCUGGUUCGGUCGAUUUAUUACAUGCAGAACGGGUAUAUACUAGUCCGAUAUAUUAUGUAGGUGCAGCAGGUGCAUUAUGGCUAGACAAAGCAUCACCUUAGCCCUGCAAGCAUGGCACUCGGCACAUCUUUCGAUAAUACACGUUGGUCGAGUAUGAGCUUAUCA
This is a messenger RNA of Pleomassaria siparia CBS 279.74, 764 nucleotides long. The record is from the annotation of a GenBank genome assembly. NCBI's taxonomy places the organism in Eukaryota, Fungi, Ascomycota, Dothideomycetes, Pleosporales, Pleomassariaceae.